This is a messenger RNA of Ambispora gerdemannii, 975 nucleotides long. NCBI's taxonomy places the organism in Eukaryota, Fungi, Glomeromycota, Glomeromycetes, Archaeosporales, Ambisporaceae. The record is from the annotation of a GenBank genome assembly.
AUGUCCGAUCCCUCGGAAGCUAACAGUAACCAUGCUAAUAAUAACAACAGUAACGCUAAUAGACGUCCUUACUGGUGUCAUCAAUGUCAACGGGAAAUAGAACCUUUAAUGGCUCCAUUACCUACUUGUCCUCGAUGUAACAGUGAUUUUGUGGAAGAGAUUGAUGAAAGUAAUGAUCCAAGGGAAUUUGCUGAGCAUAAUACUCAGGAACACGAUUCAGAAGAUGAAUUCGAAGACUUUGGUCCCAAUUUGAAUGCCACUCCUGGCGGGGCUGGAUCAAAUGAUGUAGUGCAAUUAUUAUCGAACAUGAUACAAUCAAUUUUUGCAAAUGGAGGACAAGAAAGUGGUGAUGCACGAGUUAAUGCCCCAAUGCUUAUUACCCAAGUGUUACAACGAGCAUUUGGCGAAGGUGCACAGCAGGGAGUCAAUAAUCCUUGGACAAAUGUAUUCAAUAUGGUUGGUAAUCCAGGGGAUUAUGUUUGGGGUCCAGGUGGAUUAGAUAAUAUAAUCUCACAGUUAAUGGAACAACAAGCUGGAAGACAAGCGCCGCCUCCAGCUUCUGAUGAAAUAAUAAAUGAUUUACUGAAGACGAAAAUAAAUAAAAAACAAGUUGCGGAGGAGCAAUUGAAUUGUCCAGUAUGCAAAGACGACUUUAAAGAAGGUGAAGAAGCAACAGCCUUACCUUGCAGUCACUCUUUUCAUGACGAAUGUAUCAGACCUUGGCUAAAAAUGAAUGGAACUUGUCCGGUGUGCUCAAAUGGAAAUUUUAAUGGGAAUGGAAGCAGUGGUAACUUUAAUGCUGGUAGUUUUAACGGUAACUUUAAUGGAAAUCAAUCAUCAUCUUCACAGUCUCAUACAAGUUGGAAUUUGCCGGGAACAUACCCGUCCACUCCACGACAAAAUGCACAACAAAAUAGACGACAAGAUGAACACGAUUCUGCUUAUGAUCCGAAUAACAUUGAACCAUUUGAUUGA